Messenger RNA from Cherax quadricarinatus, 1743 nucleotides. NCBI's taxonomy places the organism in Eukaryota, Metazoa, Arthropoda, Malacostraca, Decapoda, Parastacidae. The record is from RefSeq and is a predicted model, not a curated record.
AUGAGUGUUAGAGGGUAUAAUGAAGAUGUAGAGGUAUAUAUGUAUAAGUGUUGGCACUGGUGGUGGUGCCAGGAGUCGCCAUCAGAGGAGUCAGUGUGGCUCGCGCCCUCGCCGUGCGCGGAUGUUGUAUACAAAAAUGCGCAGGAACUGCAAACUCUUCAUAUUCUUUCUUGUGUAUGGACACUCGGUGUUGUCGUAUAUCUUAACACGAGCAAGGAUGUGAAGGGCUCUGAGAACCUGGCGCUACGACUGAAGGACUCAGCGGUGACGUUACAGCAAGGUGCACCGACGGCUGCACCAUCAGGUGGCGGAGGCGGCGGAGGUGGAGUGGCCGUACCUUCCCUCUUCCUGGACGAGGAGGCCUACAUCGCUGCCGCCACGCUUGCUCCCAGCGCUGACGCCUACUCCAGGAACAAGUUCAACCAGGCGGAAAGUGACAAAUUGGCCUCUAACAGGGCCGUCCCUGACACCAGGCACUUCACGUGUCGCAAGAAGAAGUGGCGUGUGGAUUUACCUCAGACCUCCGUCAUCAUCACCUUCCACAACGAGGCUCGCUCCACCCUCCUCCGCACCGUUGUUAGUGUGCUGAACCGAAGCCCAGAACACCUGGUGAAGGAGAUCAUACUUGUCGACGACUUCAGUGAUGACCCCCAGGAUGGGGCUUGGCUUGCAAGAUACAGAAAGUGGGGAAGCAUCAGGGAAGAGAGAGGUGAAGGCUUGAUGCGGUCACGAGUGAGGGGAUCAGAUGCUGCUACAGCCCCUAUCCUCACUUUUUUGGACUCGCAUUGUGAAUGUAACCAACACUGGCUAGAACCUAUGCUUGAGCGGGUGGCUGAGGAAAAAACAAGAGUUGUCUGCCCAAUAAUAGAUGUCAUCAGUAUGGACACCUUCCAGUAUAUUGGUGCAUCAGCUGACCUAAGAGGAGGCUUUGAUUGGAAUUUAGUUUUCAAGUGGGAAUACCUCGCUAGUGAAGAAAAGAAGAAACGACAAAAAGACCCAACACAAGUCAUAAAAACUCCAAUGAUUGCCGGUGGAUUAUUUAUGAUAGAUAAAUCAUAUUUUGAAGAGCUUGGGAAAUAUGAUAUGGCUAUGGACAUUUGGGGUGGAGAAAAUUUAGAAAUAUCUUUCCGAGUGUGGCAGUGUGGGGGAAGUCUAGAAAUUGUCCCAUGCUCCCGAGUGGGACAUGUUUUCCGUAAGCAGCAUCCAUAUACCUUCCCAGGAGGGUCUGGAAAUGUGUUUGCUCGAAAUACUCGAAGAGCAGCAGAAGUUUGGAUGGAUGAUUACAAGAAAUAUUAUUAUUCUGCUGUGCCAUUAGCAAAAAGUGUUAAGUUUGGAAAUAUUCAAAAUCGCCUAGAACUACGUAAGCAGCUGAAGUGUAAAAACUUCAAGUGGUACAUGGACAAUGUAUACCCUGAAUUGAAGGUCCCAGAUGUAGGACAUGCUACUUUUGGGGUAUUCAAGCAGGGUCUCAAGUGCAUGGACACAUUGGGCCACCGUGCAGAAGGAACAAUAGGCCUCUAUGCAUGCCAUGGCACUGGAGGAAACCAGGAGUGGUCAGUUACUCGAGACAAAUUGAUUAAACACAGUGAACUGUGUCUCUCCCUACCAGAGCCUAGACCUGGCACUGCCCUUAUUCUGGCACCUUGCCAAAACAGUGACUUACAGGUAGGUAUAAAUAUGACAUUGUUAGCAUUGUUAAUAAUUAGAUAAGAACGUAAGAAAGGAGGAACACUGCAGGAGGCC